AUGAAGCUCAUCAUGCACAAUGACUUCUUUGGGAGGGAAGGACUUCAUGUAAAGGUCUUGGAGCAGCUCAAGGCUGACAAUGCUGAGUGGAGCGGGGUGACUGACUGUGAGAAGGCGCUCUUCCUCUUCUUUGAAGGGCAACGGAGGUGGACUGUCAAUGGCACGCCGGUCUACCUGGGUCGCUGCUAA
Messenger RNA from Acanthamoeba castellanii str. Neff, 189 nucleotides. RefSeq lists its product as uncharacterized. Bases 1 to 189 code for a protein of 62 amino acids. NCBI's taxonomy places the organism in Eukaryota, Discosea, Longamoebia, Acanthamoebidae. The record is from RefSeq and is a predicted model, not a curated record. The transcript has a single exon.